GUUGUGAUCGAACAUGUUUGGUCACAUUGCAGCCAACAUAUGUAUGUGUGCGUGAAUGUUCGACACCUGGUUACUAUCCAUUGAGUAGUUUCAAUGUGCGCGAACAUGUUCGAACCACGUGCUGGCAACACAAGAGAGCAACAGUUCUCUUUCGUUUAGUUCGCUGCGAGCCGUUCGACAGUACGCUUGUUUAAUUGUUGUAAGCAAAAUGAGUGCUGUACCGAAGACAGACGAAUGGAUGGAGUUCUUUAGUGUUUACGGUCGACUACCUGCUCUCUGGAAGGUCACUGAUGAGGGCUACAAAAGCAAACGCGCAAGGAUAGAAGGCUAUAAGAAACUCCUAAAGAGCUACCAGAAGAUCCACCCCGGUGCGAAUGUGGACAAUAUGCGACGCAAAAUGAAUGGCAUACGAGCUUGUUUUCGUCGCGAGCUGCGUAAAGUGGAGCGCAGUGAAUUAUCUGCCAGGAAUAAAGAUGACGUCUAUAAACCACAGUUGUGGUAUUUCAAAGAGUUGAGCUUCCUGCGCAAUGAUAUCGCGCACUUGCCAUUCGAAAUCGCGGAGGACACAAUCGACGUGGUCUGGGAGAAGGAGGACACUGACGAAGAGGAGCCGAUGGAUAAUUUUGACCAGAAAGAUGUGAUUGAAAUUGAACCCAUAUCAGUAGACAGCAGCCCGAUAGCAAUCAAUACUGCUUGUCCAGAUCCCAUAGCACCCGUAGCUUCCGUAGCACCCGUAGCUGCCAUAGCACCUCGAGCGGAGCAGCCGAAAGUAGUAGAUCAUCAGGUACGCGAUGAGGCCAACAUCUUUGCCGAGGGUUGGGCAGUUUCCUAUCGCAAGUUGGAUGCACACAACAGGCUGCUGGCCAAGAAGGCGAUCGAAGAGAUCUUGGUGUUGGGGCAGCUCAACAAGUUGCAGUUCAACUCUGUAAAAAUGCCAUAAUAAAUAAUAUUAAUAAAAACAAUAAUAUUUUGAAAAUACAUCAUUAUACAGUCAA
Drosophila sulfurigaster albostrigata is the source of this 995-nucleotide messenger RNA. RefSeq lists its product as uncharacterized. The transcript has 2 exons. NCBI's taxonomy places the organism in Eukaryota, Metazoa, Arthropoda, Insecta, Diptera, Drosophilidae. Bases 209 to 940 code for a protein of 243 amino acids. The record is from RefSeq and is a predicted model, not a curated record.